This is a messenger RNA of Cylicostephanus goldi, 1375 nucleotides long. NCBI's taxonomy places the organism in Eukaryota, Metazoa, Nematoda, Chromadorea, Rhabditida, Strongylidae. The record is from the annotation of a GenBank genome assembly.
UAUGCUACUUCGGGUUUAGGUCAAGAAAACUCCGACUGUGACCAAAGACGAGUUUAGGCAUCUACCAAAGACUGAACGAGGAGUUGCCCUUCGAAAAGCGUUGAAGAAGAACAAACGCGCCCGUCAAGCUGAGCGUGAAAAACUUCGAGAAACGCUUGGUGAUGCUGCGCCUCCGAAAGAAGUGCCGAAAACUAUCGAGAGUACGAGAGAGUAUGAUGUGACAAUGGUACAGGAUGACGAUGAAGAGGUUGAACAUGAUGAGGCACACGACGAAUUUGCAUCGUACUUCAAUCGUGAAACAACGCCCAAGGUUCUUAUCACGAUGUCACCUUUCGCAAAAAAGACUACAUGGAAGUUCUGUUUUGAGUUGCAAAAGUGUAUUCCUAACGCAGAGAUUUUCUCGCGCAAGGGUGUUCCAUUAAAGAAGGUGGUGAAGCAGUCCAUUGCGCGUUCUUAUACUGAUCUCAUUGUUGUGCACGAGGAUCAUAAGAGACCAAAUGGAAUAAUUUUUUGUCAUCUUCCGGAGGGACCAACAGCUUACUUCAAAAUCAAUAGUUUGAGGUUCACGAAGGACAUUCCGCGAACAGCUGAAACAACUUCUCACUACCCUGAAAUCAUCCUCAACAAUUUUAACACUCGUUUAGGCCACACUACUGCAAGGAUGUUUGCUUGCUUGUUCCCACAUAAUCCUAAGUUUACCGGACGACGGGUGAAAGAAGGGCAGAAAGCAGCUUUAGUAGAGCUAGGUCCACGUUUUACGUUGCGGUUAAAAUGGCUGCAAAAAGGAACAUUCGAUACUAAAUGGGGAGAGUUUGAGUGGGUACUCAAGCGUCACGAAAUGGAAACAUCACGACGAAGAUUUUUCUUGCAUCGUUUUGCGUGGGGCCAAGAUGCCUUAGGUCCUAAUGUGCCAGUUGGAGGCAAAAUGGGAGCUCAAGAAAAUCCUGAGCUGCAUACGUGGGAUGGUGAAUAUAGGGGUUCACCCGAGAAAGGAGACAAGCUUAUCCCAGACCGCAGAAAAUCAGAUGUGCUUUUGCUCAACCUACAUUUUAGUUUUUUCUAUCGCACUCCUACCAUGGGAACAACAUACAUAGACCGAUGCGUCACCUACUUUAUCUCCGCUUUGCUUUGCGGAUGGGUUACCUAUCAUAUUCUUCAGCUCAGCAUUCGUUGGUUUAGGGACAUUGGUACAUGCCAUACCUCCACGAGUUUUCCGACGAAGAACUUGGAAUUCCUCCAGAUUCAGCUCCUGAUCCAGAAUACUGGGGAAAUCAUGGCAAGAAAUACGGAACUUACCGCUAAGACGUCCCAAAGUACUCAGCUAUCAGCCGACGUUUCCGUCUCAACUAGAUUAGAUUAUGCACAGUAUAAAUAG